AUGUCAACCCUCGGGUGCUCUAUGAGUGCACACCUUUCUUCUCUUUACACUACGAACUUCAUGCUCGGCCAGAGUUUAAACUCUGAUUAUGACUACAACGAUUUCGACCCCGACGAGCUUCACGAAGAACUCCGCGGAUUCAUCAACGACGUUGCAAAUGACUUGAACCAAACCGAUACCGAUUCGCUGAACCAAUACUACAUCACCAAACUUUCACACAUGGUCUACGGCUCCAACAUGAUAGAAAGUGCCGGCGGAAAUCUGGAUGUUACUCUCAAACUUUGUCGAGAUGUCUUCGAAGGCAAGCCCGUGGAUGCGCAACUCAACGAUCGCGACGCCGUAUACCAGGCCCUCAAGUUGGAGCUCAUCAACCACCCCGACGUACACGAUGCAAUACUCCGAAGUCGACGCGAGAUCGUCCAGCAUGCAAAGGCUGCCCAAUACAUGAUCACUCAAGUUGCAAUCCUCGGGAAUCACUUGUCUGAGGAGAUCAUACUAGAAACGCACCGUCUCCUAACUUACAAACUCGACACAGAAGACGGUACACCUUGGAGCGAAUAUAGCGGCAAAUAUCGAAACUGGGCUGUUUCAGCAGGCCUGACUCCAUUCAUGCACGAACGAAAGGUCCCAAGCGCAAUGAAAGACAUGAUCCGUUCAUAUGAAUCUGAUAUCCAAGCAGCCGACAAGGGAGAAAUUGAUCCUAUUGUACUUGCGACCAAAUUCUGCACCAUAUUCGUCAACAUUCAUCCUUUCGGAGAUGGAAAUGGCCGUGUCUGUCGCCUGGUUCUGAAUGCCAUUCUUUUCAAGUAUUCGGGCUGCCUGGUAUCUAUUGGCAUGGAUGCCGAUGACCGAAAUGAGUACCUCAACAUCGCAGCAGAGGCGAGCAUGAUGGGGCUUUCCGACGACAUGGACGAUGUUCCUGAUGAGUACAAGCCAAAGAAUUACAAGAAAUUGGCUUCUUUCACUGUGAAGCAUGCUUGGAAGGGGAUGUACGAGGUCCGUCAGCUAGUCAAGCGAGAAGUGUAG
Molecule: messenger RNA, 1026 nt
Organism: Fusarium sp. VM40
Lineage: Eukaryota; Fungi; Ascomycota; Sordariomycetes; Hypocreales; Nectriaceae
Source: the annotation of a GenBank genome assembly